UCAUUACAAUGUGGAAGCCUAAGUUUAAAUCGGGUUGCUGUGAGAGAUUCUGAAGAAGCUUUCCAAAACAAAAAGUAUUGUAAAUUCAGCAAAUCUGCAUUCUUUAAUCGUGAUGAAAUUCGACUAAUGAUGCGGCAGAUCAGCUGGUGAAAAUUAGUAAAAAAAAUGGCAUAGAGAAACUGAAUCGAUGUUUCGUUGCAUGUGGGCUGCAGAGACUGACUUUACGUGAAGUCCAAUUUUUGAGAAAAUACAAUAAGGUGAUGUCUCUUUUAGCACGCUCCUUGGAUAUUCUACAAGGUGAUACCACUAUGUAUUUGGGCUAUCUGCUUCCUGUGAUUGUCCCACUGAAAAGUAAAUUACAACAACUAAAGUACGAUGGACUGAAAUUCUGCGAUCCUUCAGACAACAGUAUCCUCAAUGGAGUACAGGAUCGAUUUCAAGCUCUUUUCAAUCGAUUUUAUUUGAUUAAUGCAGCUUGUUUACACUCGAAGUUCAAAUUUGAUUGGAUAACUGAGCAAUCUGAAAAAGAUCCAUGCAUGCAAAGAAUAGAACGACUACUAAAUCUAAAUAUUAUUUAUACGAAGAAGAACCAGCGAGAAGAAAGAAGCUCCUGAGAGUUUUUUCAAUUUUCCUAAAUGUUAGCAACAAGAAGAAGAAUGUCAAGAACUGAAAGACUACUUGUCAUCAAACUAUGAAUCCUUGAGUGUAUUGGAACUAUUUCCGGAUUCAAAAAGAUUAUUCAUUCGAUACAACACUACUCUUCCUAGAAGUGCCUCUGUUGAAAAGCUAUUCAACAUCGCAGGUCUCGUGAUGAAUCCUCGAAGAUCGAAGUUGGGAGAUCAGUCCUUUGAAAAACAGCUGCUCUUGAAAAUCAACUAGAACUAUUAUUAAG
This is a messenger RNA of Belonocnema kinseyi, 892 nucleotides long. RefSeq lists its product as uncharacterized. The transcript is spliced from 2 exons. The record is from RefSeq and is a predicted model, not a curated record. The coding region runs from base 261 to 614 and encodes 117 amino acids. NCBI's taxonomy places the organism in Eukaryota, Metazoa, Arthropoda, Insecta, Hymenoptera, Cynipidae.